Messenger RNA from Sinocyclocheilus rhinocerous, 5010 nucleotides. RefSeq lists its product as uncharacterized. Gene Ontology annotation, cellular component: cytoplasm. NCBI's taxonomy places the organism in Eukaryota, Metazoa, Chordata, Actinopteri, Cypriniformes, Cyprinidae. Bases 167 to 3970 code for a protein of 1267 amino acids. Gene Ontology annotation, biological process: innate immune response; regulation of apoptotic process; inflammatory response. The record is from RefSeq and is a predicted model, not a curated record. The transcript has 22 exons.
GUCGGAUCGUGUUACAUGUUUCACGAGUGAGGAAGGCUUUUGCACGUUUUUAGAGGAUGACAAAAUUGGUGUAAUUCUUUGGAAUUCUCACUGUACUGCAGUAUGAACUUUGGAACACUAUUCAAAUAGUUCUGCUUAAACCGCAGGAUAAAGUCGAACAAUCACGAUGGCGGAGCCUCAUAAGCCAGACACAACGAUAAAAUCUGAGUUUUCUUUUCGUAGUUUAAAAUUGGCAACGUCUAGGAUGCGUGAUGUAGCCUAUCUCGAAGGGCCAGACACAACGAUGGAACCUCAGUCACCUGUACGUGUAAGGCGAGUUUUCGCACAGUCUAUGGGCUUUGAAAGACUCCCCGUAACCGAAGCUGACAUGAGCUCUAGUUCUUUUCAAUCAGGGCCAGACACAAUGAUGGAACCUCAGUCAUAUCAUUGGCCAAGUUACUCAGUGCUUAAGUGGCAUGAUUGGACUGAAAGACUCAGAGAAAGAGACCCAGCAUGGCAGGAGAUGGUAUUUCAGUAUAAGGAGUCAAUCAAACGGAAAUAUGAGCAUAUGAAUGAGAGGAGUUUCCUCUCUGGUGAAAGAGUCUCACUGGCUGCCCUCUACACUGAACCUGUGAUUAUUCAGAAAAAUAAAAAAGGCAGUUUUCGGAAUAUCAGUGUGGAGGAGUUGUUUAAUAAGUCAGACAUACAUCUGCGUUAUCCAAGUAAUGUAUCCAACAUUCUCCAAGGAAAUUCUGGUAGUGGAAAAUCUUUCUUAGUGCAAAAGAUUAUUUUGGACUGGGCAUUUGAACAACAUUACCUUAAAGAAUUUGAUCUAGUUUUCUGUCUGAGGUGUGAAGAGCUGAAGUGUAUUUCUGAGGAGAUGAACUUGAUUGAGCUCCUGAGCUGGAAUUGUGGUUUAUCGUCAGAUCAGAUUUCAGAGAUGUUACAGAACUCAUCACAGAGAGUGCUCUUCAUCAUUGACGGACUUGAUGAUCUUGAUGAGCUUAGAUUCAUGUGUGAUGAAUUUUGCAUAUCAUCCAAAUUCCAGAGAGCCCCACCUGAGGUCAUUGUUUGUUCCUUGCUUCGUCAACAAAUCCUGCACAGAUAUGUUUUGCUUAUCACUACUAGAACUGAGGUCUCAAAGAGGAUAUUGCUUAUAGGACAACAACGUUUCUCUAGGAUAGUAGGUUUCUCUGAGAAGGGGGUGGAGGAGUACUUCCAGAAGUUCUUCCAGAAUGAGGAACUCUUCAGGAAAGCCUAUGAAUGUGUGAGAGUAAAUGAAACUCUCAUCACUGCCUGCUCCAUCCCUGUCAUCUGCUGGAUCAUCUGCAUGGUUAUGCGAGAGAGGUUCAGUAAUUGUGCAGAUAUGAUGAGCGGACUGGAAACCACCACCUCUAUCUACGUUGACUUUGUGUCCACUCUACUGGAGCAUCACUGCCAGGGUUUGAGUCAGUGUGUCCCGAGCCUGCUGAGGAGUCUGGGUCAGCUGGCAGAAAGAGGGAUGCUGGAACAACAAGUCUUGUUUGAUGAAAAAACUGUUUAUGACACAAUUUCAGACCCUGCUGGCAAUCCAUUCCUGCGCAAGUUCCUCUUAAAGAGAAAAAUCCACCAGGAGACAAUGUUCAGUUUCAUGCAUCUCAGCUUUCAGGAGUUCUUCACUGCUCUCUACUAUGUCCUUCUGGAUGAAGAAGAGUCUCAGAGGAAAGUGAGAGAGCUGCUUCACACUGUAGAGAGAGGAUGGGCUUUGUCCUGUUGGUCUGAUAGAGACUUUUCGAAGGCAAAUUUAGAAAUAAGCAUGUCAAAGCUGCUGCAGCCUGUGAUUCUGUUCCUCUGUGGUCUCUGUAAGAAAGAAUGGAUCUCCUCAUUCAUUGAAAAGCAUAACAUGACCGUCUCUGUCAACCUAGAAACCCAGCUUAAGGAAUGGAUCAAUCAGUGUUCACAGAGAUAUCAAAAUGAACACGUGCUAUUCAUUCUCCAUUGUCUCUAUGAGCUUCAUGAGAAGAGCUUCAUUGGAAAAGUUUUGGAACAGUUGGCUUCAAUAGAUCUGUCAAAUAUUCUACUGAAAAAUGCGGACUGCUGGAUGCUGCGGUUUUGUUUUCAGAACUGUGUUAACAUUGGCAAACUGAGACUCAGUUUAACAUCUGACAAUCUGAAGAUUCUUCAGUCUGCACUGUGCACUUGUGAAGAGUUGUGGUUGAAAGUGGAUCACAUUACAGAUGAUACUGGGGAUUUGAUCUCAGCUCUUGGUGAAGGAAAGAUUGUGAAAGAACUGAUAAUACAGGAUCAAAAAUCUUCAAAAGCUUCUCACAAAAAAAGGAUCAAAAGCUUCUGCCAAGAGAUUAUUGCAUCAGUUAAAGAUGAAGACGUCAUGCUCUGUUUUCGGUUUUCAGUUUCCAGCUCUAAAAUAAGACCAUCAUCGUUAAUCUCAGAAUUAACUCUCACCUGUUCACGCCCAGAGGUUUCCACUGUCAACUGGAGAAUCUUCCUGCAGAAACUCCAGAGGUUACCCAGCUCUCAAGUUUCAUCAGCGGAGGGGUUUUUCCUUCUGGAUGUCCUGCACUCUGUGUCUGGUUUAAAGAAAGUCCAUUUGCAGAUAGACGAAUUGACUGUCGGAUGGAUUCCCACAAUCCUCUCGCUUGUCCAGGCCUUUCCCAGUCUGAACGAACUCCGGACAAAUUCCGCAGUUUCCUUUAUCCCAUUUAACAUAAAACAGUCUCUGGUGGAAUCACUGACGCAGACAGGUUGGACCCUGACUGUCUGGAGGAAGUCAGUGUUGAUUGAGCGAGACAGGAAGAGUUUCACCGAGGAGGACUUGAAGACAAUAAAGACAGAAAAUACAGAGAGUAAAAGAGCUGAAUCAUCUUCAGGACAAUCAUCCUCAGGUUAUGCAGAAGUGUUCACACCUGAAUGUGUUCAGCAAGAUGAUGAGGACAAACACAAGACUAUAUACAGGUUUGUGUGUCCACAUGCUGGUCAGUUUCAGUGCAGUCUGACCAGCCUUGUGUUUGUGAUGGAGGGUGAAGGAGAGGUGCUGUAUAACAUUGUCUCAUGGGAUCCUGGUAUGGAUCAGUUGCGGCCUGCAGGACCCUUGUACAACAUUGACUGUUCUGCAGGUUCAGUCUCACAACUACACUUUCAACACUGUGUGAUAUUCUCUGAAGAAAAUAAGGACUGUUUGGCUGUAGCACAUUUCACUGGUGGUAAUGUAGAAAUAAUACAGCCACUCAAAGUGUCAGAAACUCAUGUGAUCAUUGACAUCAGAGACCUCAGCAAUUUUGGGCUCAUCUGGAUUAAAACAAUAUUUGGCUUCCCCAUUAAUGGCCAGGUUUUGCUCUUUCUUCGACCUGUAACUGUUGAGCAGAAAAUACUUACUGUCCACUUGCUUCCAGGGAAUGUUCCAGUAUCAGAGGUCCAGCGCUGGCACCUGGAUAAAAAAUACAUUGAGACAAGUUCAAAAUGUCAUCUGUUUCCUGACAGAGAAUACAGUCUCUGUUGUCAGCCAGAGGAUUGUGAAGUGCAACCAGUGAGUGAGAUGUUUGAGCUUGAUAAUUUUGGCCCAAACUAUCAUCCCACGUUUGAAGUGUUUUUGGAUGUCAACAUUGAGGAGGUCAGAUUGGGUGUUUUGGACAAAACUCGAGAUGGGAAGGAAGUGUGGAAAAGACGCCGAAUCCUUCUUACAGUAGCACCAAGUAAAGGUGUAGAACUUCCUGCGCACAGAAGGAUCCCAGAAACUGAAUUUGUAAACGCACACAGAGAUAAACUCAUUGAGAGAGUUUCAUCAGUGAUGGCAAUUGCUGACAGUUUGAAGAGCAAAGACAUGAUUAAUGGAGAAAUGUACAGUAAAGUUCGUGCUGCAGCACUACGAGAGGAGAAAAUGAGACUCUUGUUGGAUGCUCUUGACUCUGGAGGAGCUGCUGUAAAAGCAGAAUUCUGCAGACUGCUGAAGAAGAAGGAGCAUUAUCUUGUAAAUGAACUGGGGCCUCAUUUAUAAAAACAGAUUUGAUCUUAGAGUGUGCAGAAAAUCCACUCAGAAUCAGAAAAAACUUCUUUGACGUGUUCACAAAAACAUCUGACUGGCUGUACAAUGUCACAAUUCUGAAAUAUUCCUUCAUUUGUUAUGCAUGUUGAUUGUGUCGAUGUAAAUUUUUGUUAAAAAAUUUGAGUUAUGUACUGUAUGAUGUUGUUACUGUUUGACCAUGAGUCAGUAUGAAAGAUGUUUUUAUUUUAUAAUACUGUGAAAUAAUAACCACAUACAAUUAAAAAAACAUUUUUGUGAACGUUGCUGUGGGGAAAAAGCACAUGGGUCAUUUUUUUCUUUUCUAUUUUACAUUUUGACAGAUGAAUAAAACAUAAAUGAAAUAAAGUUAAUCAUAAACAAAUGAAGUACAGGUCUUUUUUUAACAGGAGCAUGAGGAAAUGGAUCUCAAGAGUCACUCGGAAACAUGCUCACAUUCACACAAUAUAAACACAGUAUUGCACAUUCAUUCCCUCAUCUUUCCGUCUCUGAUACAUGAAUUUGAUUCUUCAAAUUCAUUGUCCACUCGUCAUACAUAACGGUGCCAAAUAAGUCUCGGUCAUUAAGAUAUCUAACACUGAUAAUGAAAACCCAUCUUGUAAAUGUGCGGCUACAAAGAGAGUGGCUCCUAUAACUAAUUCACUGUAAAUGUCUAUGUAUUUAAAAAAUUAGCCGCUAAUUUGUUGAACCAAAAUGUAUUGAUCAUUGCAUAUUUUGAAUGUUCAAAAAUGUUUAAUAUAGACCAAGGGUCAUGUAAAUUUCAGUAGAUUAAACCUAAAUCAAGCCAGAUUUAAACUCAACAGCAGAAACAUCUGCACAAAUUUAGCUUUACUGCAGAGCAGAAAGGUUUUUGAGCUCAUAAUAAAAGCCCUUCUUUAUUUUGCAUAAAAGAGAUUUUACAGAAACUCAGGACUUGAAUGAUUAAAUUGCUUCCAUUUUAGUAUUAUUUUUAAACUUUGCUCUUGUGAUCUGAUUCAUCAUCCCUUUACAGAAUUUAGACAAAUGUGCAAAUCAUG